GCAACAAUAAAUUUCUUUGGUUGCUUUUGAGGAGGACACUACUAAUGGCUCCCAGUGCAGUUCAUUUGUUUCGACUUUGUAUUGCGGUCUCUAUCAUCGUUCUUCCAGACACUUUCGCUGCUGAAGAUGACAGACAGAUUUAUAUUGCAUAUAUGGGAGAAAAGCCAAAACUUCCAUACAGAGCAGAGUCUGUUCAUCUCAGUUUACUGGACCAAGUGCUCGAGGGCAGCUCAGUGAAGGAAUCCUUGGUGUACAGCUAUAGCAGAAGCUUCAAUGGAUUUGCAGCCAAACUUACUGCACAUGAGUAUCAGAGACUAGCUGAUAUGGAAGGCAUAGUCUCAGUGUUCCCCAGCAAAACUCUCCAGCUCCACACCACAAGGUCAUGGGACUUCUUAGGAUUUUCUGAAACAGCAACUAGGCACUCACCUAGAGAUUCUGACAUCAUAAUUGGUAUGAUCGACACUGGAAUCUGGCCAGAGUCUGCAAGUUUCAGCGACGAGGGAUUCGGUGCACCUCCAAACCGGUGGAGGGGCAUUUGCCGAAACUUCACCUGCAACAACAAAAUCAUCGGCGCACGCUACUAUUAUAGUAUAGAAAAUGCCAAGCCCGACACUGAGAUUUCGGCUCGUGAUUUCGAAGGACACGGGACUCACACUACAUCGACAGUAGCCGGGAGAGAAGUUCACGGGAUGAGCCUCUACGGGAUAGCGAAAGGGACAGCCCGGGGUGCGGCGCCAUCUUCAAGGAUCGCCGUGUACAAAGUUUGCUGGGGGUCCCUAGGCUGUGCGGAGCAGGACGUCCUGGCUGCCUUUGAUGACGCCAUUGCGGAUGGGGUCGAUAUAAUUUCUGCGUCCAUUGGGAAAGCGGGUGUUUGGAAGUAUUUCCAAGACUCGGUCGCCAUUGGCUCCUUCCACGCGAUGAAGGCGGGGAUAUUGACGGCAUGUGAACCCCAGUCCUUAGAUGGAGAUAUAGUGAAAGGGAAGGUUGUGUUAUGUGAUGCGAGAAUUAUCGGAGAUGAGCCUUUGCUUGCUGGUGCUAAGGGAGCAGUGAUGGUUGACUAUGAUCACCUUGACUUAUCUUGGCCCUUCCCUUUACCAGCUGUGGUUGUUGAUGCUAAUGAAGGGGACAGGCUGAGAAAUUAUAUUAACAGUACUGGGAACCCAAUGGCAAAUAUACAUCAAACUUCUGCAGUCAUUGAUGGUUCGGCUCCUAUGACCGCAUCAUUCUCUAGCAGAGGUCCGAACCUCGUCACACCAGAUAUCCUGAAGCCUGAUGUAAGUGCUCCUGGACUCAAUAUCCUCGCAGCCUGGUCCCCUGAGGCUCCGAUAUCAGGGUAUGCGAACGAUAAGCGUUCAGUGCAGUAUAACAUAAUGUCUGGAACAUCUGCAUCCUGCCCUCAUGCAACCGGAGUUGCAGCAUAUGUCAAAUCUUUUCAUCCUAAUUUUUCACCAGCUGCACUCCUAUCUGCUAUAAUGACGACUGCUAAAGCUAUGGACCCAAACACUAAUCCGGAUGCAGAAUUAGCCUACGGCUCAGGCCAGAUCAAUCCUCUCAAAGCAACAGAUCCUGGUCUAGUCUACGAUGCCGGCGUUAAUGACUACAUAAACUUUUUGUGCAGCUCAGGCUACAGCGCUGACAAGCUUAGGCUCAUAUCUGGAGAUAUAACCAACUGCAGCAAAUCCUCAGUUCUUGCGAGAGAUCUAAACUACCCUUCUAUGGCAUUUCAAGUAAACCCCGAUACCGCGUACUCCGUAAAUUUUUCGAGAACGGUAACAAACGUGGGUUCAGUGAAGGCUACAUACAAAGCAGCGAUUCAAACUCGCGGUAAAAUCGAAGCUAUUGUGCAUCCUGACACACUGUCAUUUGAGGGUUUAAACGAGAAGCAAAGUUUUGUUGUGUCGGCUUCUUCGAAGGAGGGUAUUUUUUCGGAGGAAAUUGCGUCGGCGUCGUUGAUUUGGUCGGACGGAGUUCAUAGCGUUAGGAGUCCUAUUGUUAUACAUACUGGAUCCAUGGAAUAUGAGCUCCGAGAUUGAUCAAAUUCAGCAUCUUUUUUUUUUUUGCCCACCCUAUAGAAUAGUAUUGUAUCUCAACAAUAACAAUGUCAUAAUUCCUAAAUUCUUUAGGUCGGCUGCACUAAUCCUAUUUUUUUUCCAUUAGAAGUUUUGUUUAGAAUUGUCUUCACGGUUAAGUUAAUCAAUCCUGUAUCCUUCUUAAUCGUUUUUAAUCAAGGUUUAUUAUGCA
Asparagus officinalis (garden asparagus) is the source of this 2241-nucleotide messenger RNA. RefSeq names its product subtilisin-like protease SBT4.3. The transcript has 10 exons. The record is from RefSeq and is a predicted model, not a curated record. The coding region runs from base 45 to 2033 and encodes 662 amino acids. Lineage: Eukaryota; Viridiplantae; Streptophyta; Magnoliopsida; Asparagales; Asparagaceae. Gene Ontology annotation, molecular function: serine-type endopeptidase activity. Gene Ontology annotation, biological process: proteolysis.